This is a messenger RNA of Glycine soja, 1116 nucleotides long. RefSeq names its product QWRF motif-containing protein 7-like. Gene Ontology annotation, cellular component: centrosome; nuclear microtubule; cytoplasm. Lineage: Eukaryota; Viridiplantae; Streptophyta; Magnoliopsida; Fabales; Fabaceae. The record is from RefSeq and is a predicted model, not a curated record. The transcript has 5 exons. Gene Ontology annotation, molecular function: microtubule binding. Gene Ontology annotation, biological process: centrosome cycle; spindle assembly. The coding region runs from base 1 to 1116 and encodes 371 amino acids.
AUGGACAAAACUGCUUCCACUCUAUCCGGCCACCACAACCUCAUGGAGGUGCCGCCAUCACCGCGACUUGUCCGUAGCCGAAGCGGUAGCAGCCCCGCCGCCGCUAUAACCACCCCAGAGAGAAGUUCACAUAGGUUAAGCUCUAGUCAAAGAUUCACCAUCACCAGUGUCCAACGUUCAAAGUCAACAUCAAGAACAAGAACAACCAACAAUGAAAGAAACAAUAUUAACCUAAAUCCCACUUUAACAACAUCGGUUUCGAGUAAGCCAAAGAACAAUAGGGUUCAAGAGAAGAAGAGUAGAGAUGAUGGCUUUGGCAAGUUCUUGCAACGUGGUGUUAGCCCUGAUAAUAUUAAUGUUGGAGCUUCAAAGAGGUCCACAUCAAAGUCGCCUUCGGCGUGGGCGCUUUCGCCGGGAAGGUGGUCACUUGGCUCUCCAAUAUGGUCUCAACCCCCGGCGAAAACAAAUGGUAGUGAUAACGGUAAUAAUGAUAGUAGUGUUGGUGGUGGUGUUACUAAAGUCUUGAAGUACUUCAAGCAAAGAAAAGUAUCGUCAGUGCAAGAAGAAGAGUACCAUCGGUUUAGGAUUUUGCAUAAUACACUUUUGCAAUGGAGAUUUAUCAAUGCUAGAGCUGAGGUUGCCAUGGCUAAUGUCAAGAAUAUAGCCGAGAUAAAAUUGUUUUCUGUAUGGCUUAGAGCCCUCAUGUUGAGAAAGAUAACAAUACAGAAAAGAAUCGAAUUGCGAAAGGUCAAACAACUGGUCAAGCUUUAUCAAAUUUUGGAUGGACAACUCUAUCUUCUUACUGAAUGGGCACAAUUAGAGAGAAGAAAUCAAGAAUCCGUAGCCAGAUUGACAAGGAAGUUGUCAGCAUUAUCCACCAUACUGCCUUUAACUCACACUGUUAAGGUAGACACGGAAUCCGUCUUUGAAGCCCUAAAUACAGCCGCUAAAGUAAUGGAGAGCAUCGAACCAUUAAUGGCGAAAUACCAAACAAAGAAGGUUGAAAGGAUUCUUUAUCAAAUUACAGAACUAACCACCACAUUAAAACAGGAAGAAGAGUACUUACAAAAACUUCUGGGGCUUGUUCCGGUUAUUUCUACUUUAUUGGUUCGGUGA